AUGGGUAUUGGAUCAACUAAAAUCUUAUCAUAUGAUGAAGCUUCAAAAAGAUUUUCUCAAAAUGAUUUGGAUCGUAUUGAAACAGCAUUUCGUGAUAUAACUAAUGGAGCAAAUGAACUUAAUUAUAUAAGUUUUAAACACGAUGUAUUUUGUAAUUUUUUACCUGAAAAAUUAGCAGCUCGUCUUUUUCAAAUUUAUGCGAAUUCAUCUCGAUCAGGAGUAUCACUUAAAGAUCUUAUUUGUUGUUUGGCAGUGAUCUAUCAUGGUUCAGAAAAAGAACGCAUGCAACUUUUAUACGCGUUAUUUACUCCAACUGGAAUAUUACGUUGGCAUGAUGUUGAACAAUUUCUUUCACAAUGUGGUGAUCAAUUACCAGAAGAACUUAAAAAUUUCUUUGAAAAUAACGAAAUAAUAACACAAGAAAAAUUUCUUAAAUGGUUAGAAUAUCAUCAAGGUCAUACAACAACAAUUACAGAUUGGCUUUUAGAUGAACAACGUUUAUAUGAAUUAUUAACUUAUUCAUUUGAGAAAACAUCUGAUCAAUAUUCAAUUCUUGCUGGUGUAACUCAUUUAUCCGAAAAAGAAAUUAAAGAAUUAGAACAAAGUUAUUAUCAAUUAUAUACAUGGAAUAAUAAUAGACAACAACAUAUGACAUUACGAAUAUUUUCAAGUAUACUUUCAUUGGCUUUUCCAUCAAUACUUAUACAAGGUGUAUUUGAAGGUUUUGAUGAAAAUCGAGAUGAAUGCAUUGAUUUUAAAGAAUUUGUUUGUGGAAUCAGUGCAGCUUGUCGAGGUCCACAAUUUGAAAGAUUUAAAUUUCUCUUUCGUGUAUUUGAUCGCGACCAUGAUGGUAUACUCAAUUAUUCUGAUGUUAUCUACAUGACUACAUGUCUUAUUGAAGUCUCACAAUUUGUUUCUAUACCUAAUAUACAUUCAAGAACUUCACCUGAAGUAUAUACUGCUGAAAUUUUACCAACUAAUGAUUCCGUAUUGAAACCUGGAGAUUUUUUAAUAUGGUGUCAAAAAGAUGGAUUAUUAAUUGAAUUACUUGAUCUUAUUUUUCAAACUUGUCAUGUUAUAUUUGGAUUAAGACCAUUAUCACAACAGGAUGAAGUAACAAUUGUCAAGCAUUUUCUUCAUCGUGAAAAAUAUCCAUUUACUAAACCGGAUGUGAUAUAUCAUAGACCCACAUCAAAACCUGGUGCAUCAUGGUAUCUUAUCUCAAUGGAUUGGUGGCUUAGAUGGGAAGCUUUAUGUACAUCAUCAAUAAUAAAUAGUAAAGAAUUAAAUAAUAAAAAAUCUCCAUCGACAAAAUCGAAUAAAACUGAUAAUAGUCGUGAACUCGGUGAUAUUAAUAAUAGUUCAUUGAUUGAAAAAGUUAUUUCCAAUGAUUGUGUUCAACUUAAACCCGGUCUUCGUCAUGGAAUUCAUUUUGAAAUGAUACCUGAAUUAUUAUGGAUAUUUUUACGUAAAUAUUAUCGUUGUAAUGGACCUGUUGUAUGUCGAAAAGUCAUAUAUAGAAAAAAAAUUAAUAAACCUGAACUUGAUUUAUAUCCUUUAAUAACUAGAAUUUAUCGUAAUCAAAUUCUUUCACCACAACCAUCAGCAACAACAAAUACGAAUAAUAAUAAUUCACAAUCGAUGCAAUUUGUUUAUCCAUUACUUAAUUAUGUAUCAGCAAGCAUGUCAGGAUUGAAUAAUUCUUCAAAUUCAGUAACAUCAAAUACAUCGCGACAUAUUUUAGCUUGUUCAUAUUUUGUUAGUCAAUAUCAAACAGUUCGAUCACUUGCAGAAGAACUUUCGAUUAAAUUUGGAAAAUCUUUAGAAGAAAUAAGAUUAUGGAUGAGAUAUAAUGAUAAUGAUCUUCGACCAAUUGAUUUUGAAUCUAUUGAUGAUAUAACAUGUCAAGAAGCAGGUUUUAUUCAAAAUACUGAUAUUUUAUUAGAAAUACGUAAUAAUGAUUUAACAUGGCCUGAAGAACUUUAUACAUUAGCAACACGUUCAAAAGCAUUAGCUGCAUCGGCAUUAUCACCAAGUAAUUCAAUAGGAAAUAUUGAUGAAGAAGGACGUGGUCAAAUUGGCCUAUCAAAUUUAGGCAAUACAUGUUUUCUUAAUGCAGCUGUACAAUGCCUCAGUCAUUCAUUUCCAUUAACAUUCUAUUUUCUUCAUAAAUAUCAUUUAUUUGAAAUAAAUAAAGAUAAUCCAAUUGGAAUGCAAGGAAAUAUAGCUUUAUGUUAUGGUCAAUUAAUUGCUAAACUUUGGGGAAAUGUUCGUGGACCAUUAGCACCAUUUGAAUUACGAGGUUCAGUAGCUAAAUUUGGUUCAUCACGUUUUACAGAUUUUCAACAACAUGAUUCACAAGAAUUUCUUUCAUUUUUACUCGAUGGUUUACAUGAAGAUCUUAAUCGUGUUUAUGAUAAACCAUAUGUUGAACUGAAAGAUAGUGAUGAUAGAUCAGAUGAAGAUGUUGCACAUGAACAUUGGUCAAAUCAUUUAGCACGUAAUACUUCAAUUAUUGUUGAUUUAUUUCAUGGUUUACUUCGUUCACAAGUUAAAUGUCGUAUAUGUGAAUUUAAAAGUGUUCGAUUUGAUCCAUUUAAUAUUCUUUCAUUACCAUUACCAAUAGAUACAUCAAUUUAUAUUGAAGUUAAACUUAUUCGUCUUGAUGGAUCAAAACCAAUACGAUAUGGUAUUAAACUUAAUGGUGAAUUAACAGUUGAUCAUAUAAAAACUCAAUUAGCAAUUUUAUCAGAAUUAUCAAUUGAACAAAUUGCGUUUUUUGAUGUAACAUCACCAACAUGUCUACGUCGUUAUACUGUGAUGGAUUAUAAUCAUACGAAAAUAAAACAAUUAAAUCUUCGUGAUUUUGUUGCAUAUGAAUUACCAUUAUUAAAAUUAACUGAUAAGGAUAAAUAUCUUUCAAUAUAUAUUGUAGCUAUACAUCGUCGAUUAGAACGUCAAGAACGUUAUUUAUCACCUUUAACUCGUCAUAAAAUUUUAUUUUUUGGCCAAUCAAUAAUUAUUCCUUAUAAUAAAGUUGAUUCAAUCAAAAUAACAAAUAAAAAUAUUUAUGAAAAUAUUUCUAAACAAUUAGAACGUUUAUUACGAAAAAAUACGAAUUUAACAUGUAUAUCAAAUCAUGCACUUGAUUGUGAUGAUUCACUUGGUCAACGUUAUCCAUUUAUAUUAAAACAUGUGAAAGAAGAUGGAAGAAGAUGUUCACUUUGUCCAUGGAAUCGGUUUUGUCUUGGAUGUUCAUUUGAAUCUGAUGAAAAAGAAUUUUUAUAUACGAAUGGAAAUAUUGCAAUCGAAUGGGAAUCAUCAGCUUAUUUUCUUCGAUAUUUAUCUGGUCAUGAACAAGAUGUAGAAAUUCAUUCCAGUGUAAAAUCAUGUCGAUUAGGAAAUAAUAUCGAAUCAAAUAAUGAUGAACCAUCAUCUGCAGUUACACUUGAAGAUUGUCUGCAAUCAUUUAUUAAUUGGGAAAAUCUUGAUAAUAAAGAAAUGUUUAGUUGUAAACGAUGUAAACAAUUACAACCAGCUGAUAAAAAACUUGAUAUUUGGAAAUUACCACCAUGUUUAAUAUUUCAUAUUAAACGUUUUCAAUUAUCAAAUAAUCGUUGGAUAAAAUCUCCUCGACCAGUUCGUUUUCCUAUUCGUUCAUUUCAUCCAGCAAAAUUUCUUGCACCACGUUCAUCAAAUGUCAAUUCAUUAGCAACUUCACCGACUGAAGAUAAUUUUAGUGAUUCAUCAUCUUCAGUAUCAUCAUUAUCAUCACCAACUAUGUCAGAACCUGUUUUAGUAUCAUCUUCUGUUGAUAAUAAUCUUAUACUAUCUCCCGCUCGUUUAUUGAAUGAAAAUAAUUCUAAUUUACAACAAGAUCAAACUAUUACUACCAAAUUACCUCCACCUGAAUCACAAAAUGAAAUAAUCAUAAAAAAGAACAAACGAUUUGGACGACGAAAAAAAAAAGUUGAAAAUCAAAAUGAUAAAUUCAAUAUUCCUUGCCCACCAAAAUUCAUUCAAAAGAAUGAUCGAUCCCUAAGUUUUGGUGAUAAUAGUUUUGAUACUGAUAAUGCUGCUUAUAAUCUUUAUGCAUUUAUUUGUCAUUAUGGUGUUAUCGGCGGUGGUCAUUAUGUAUCAUUUGUUAAAAAUCAUAUUAAUCAACAGUGGUAUUGUUUUAAUGAUAGUUCAUGCAAGCCGGUUUCUGAAAGUAUUCUUGAGCAAUGUUCAUCAUCCGCUUAUUUAUUAUUUUAUGAACGUGAAUCUCUUGAUCAUCGUUGUUAUAUGCCAAAUGUUGAAGGUAGAAAUCAAGUAGUAAAUGAACUCUCAUUAACUACCGAUGAUCGUUGGUGUUCCUUAAUGUGA
Messenger RNA from Adineta steineri, 4365 nucleotides. The record is from the annotation of a GenBank genome assembly. Lineage: Eukaryota; Metazoa; Rotifera; Eurotatoria; Adinetida; Adinetidae.